Molecule: messenger RNA, 447 nt
Organism: Leptinotarsa decemlineata (Colorado potato beetle)
Lineage: Eukaryota; Metazoa; Arthropoda; Insecta; Coleoptera; Chrysomelidae
Product: 60S ribosomal protein L27a-like
Source: RefSeq, a predicted model, not a curated record
AUGUCGCCCCGCAAAAAAAAGACAAGAAAACUAAGGGAACACGUAAGCCAUGGACAUGAUCGUAUUUGUAAGCACCGCAAGCAACCCGGAGGUUGUGAUAAUGCUGGUGGUAUGCAUCACCACAGGAUAAACAUUGACAAGUACCAUCCUGGAUACUUUGGAAAGCCUGGUAUGUGUAACUACCAUUUGGGGCGAAACUCCAAAGGGUCCCCAGCAAUGAAUCUGGACAAACUGUGGACACUCUUUAGUGAACAGACGAAGCUGCAGUACAAAGACCAUCUCGAGGUAAAGGCACCUGUUAUUGACAUUGUUAAAGCUGGAUACCACAAGCUUUUGGGUGAAGGGCGCCUGUCUGACCAGCCCAUCAUUGUCAAAACAAAGUUCUUCUCAAAGUCAGCUAAAGACAAAAUUAAAGCUGUUGAACAAGCUUCUGUUUUGAGUGCAUGA